UGGGACUUGCCUACGAGACGGGCUCCUCCUCGAUUGCCAUUUCCCGUCAUCCGGCAGACAAGUGGAAACGUCAGCAAUGGCCCACGCCCCUACCAACCCGUUGAUCGCCCCCGGUGUUCACCGGUACUCGCGUUCCCAGGCCUACGCCAAGAAGGCCUUGUUCAAGAAGGCUAAGCAGGUUGCCCCCGCAAAGGCCGCUGCCCCUGCUACCACAAAGACCGUCCAGGUCGGUGGAGCAAAGAACAACCAGACCCGUGAAGUGCCUCUCGUCAAGGCCCCACGCUUCUACGCCGCUGAAGAUGCGCCUGUCCCCAAGAAGUCUCGCAAGGCCCCUCGCCCCGUCAGCCUCCGUGCGUCCAUCACCCCUGGUACCGUUCUCAUUGUCCUAUCUGGAAAGUACCGUGGAAAGCGUGUUGUAUUCCUGAAGCAGCUCGAGUCUGGUCUUCUUCUUGUGACUGGUCCCCACAAGGUUAACGGCGUACCCAUCCGUCGUGUCAACCAGGCCUACGUCAUUGCCACCUCCACCAAAAUCGAUAUCUCUGGUGUGAACACUGAGAAGUUCACCGAUGCUUACUUCAAGCGUGACAAGGUGGAGAAGAAGAAGGCAACUGAAGAGGCUUUAUUCGAGGCUGGCCAGAAGAAGCCCGUUGACGCCUCCCGUGUUCAGGACCAACGGGAAGUGGACAAGGCGAUCCUUGCCACCCUUAAGAAGGACCGCAUCCUUCGCGGUUACCUCAACGCUUCCUUUGCCCUUAGCCGAGGUCAAUUCCCUCACUUGAUGAAGUUCUAAGGAGUAGUUGUGGUAAUUGUGGGUUGGGAUUGUGGUUGGUCAAGUGUGGACUGUAUAUGAUUGUUCUUGAGGAUGGCCGGAAUAUAGGAAGCAUAAAAAACGCAAUGUCUGUCUGCUUGUACUGUGCAGAAAUUUGACACUAUGCCUGCUGGCGUAGAUAGAUGGGGGACAGGACGUCCCCAUUCCGAUUCAUCAGAACAUCGUGCAUCGCUUAAACAAUGGUGAUUAAUGAGAGCAGUUACGACUGAAUCCAUGAAAUAUGUUUUAGAUAAUAACGGUGUCGCUUUCUCUGCAA
This is a messenger RNA of Spizellomyces punctatus DAOM BR117, 1085 nucleotides long. RefSeq lists its product as uncharacterized. The transcript has 3 exons. Gene Ontology annotation, molecular function: structural constituent of ribosome; RNA binding. Lineage: Eukaryota; Fungi; Chytridiomycota; Chytridiomycetes; Spizellomycetales; Spizellomycetaceae. The record is from RefSeq and is a predicted model, not a curated record. Bases 77 to 790 code for a protein of 237 amino acids. Gene Ontology annotation, biological process: ribosomal large subunit assembly; cytoplasmic translation. Gene Ontology annotation, cellular component: ribosome; cytosolic large ribosomal subunit.